This is a messenger RNA of Mesorhabditis spiculigera, 1956 nucleotides long. Lineage: Eukaryota; Metazoa; Nematoda; Chromadorea; Rhabditida; Rhabditidae. The record is from the annotation of a GenBank genome assembly.
AUGGUACAGAAUGGCGGUGCGCCAAAGCUACCGAAGCUCUACGGCAAGAUUGCCCCAAUAAUUAACGAUGUGCUCUACUUUGCCUCUUUCGAAAGCACACCCCCGCCAAACAUCGAUUACCGCUAUAUUUUCAUCGACGAACGCGUGCACUACGAGCCUUUCUACACGGAUUUUGGGCCGUUGAAUUUGAGUGUACUCUAUCGUUUUUGCAAGUACCUGCACGGCCUUGUUGAGGCUCGUUCUAAACGGAAAAUUCUGUGCUGGACGAAGGCUGAUGAUGAAGCCCGGGACGAGAACCGUGUAAAUGGCGCCUAUUUGAUGGCAGCGUACUUGAUAAUUUAUCACAACAUCAGCGCCGAUCAAGCCUAUCUGCGUAUUCAGAAUGCUGAAGAUGAAGAGUCCGAAUAUGUCGGCUUUCGCGACGCCGCUAUGGGAGAGCCCAGCUAUCUCCUUCACAUCCAUGACGUACUGCGUGGCGUUGAAAAGGCGAUAGAACAUGGGUGGCUGUGCUUCGACAAUUUCGACGCCGACGAGUACGAACAUUACGAGCGCGUUGAAAACGGCGAUUUCAACUGGAUCAUUCGCGGAAAGAUUCUAUCGUUUUGCGGGCCGCAUGAGCAAACUGUGAUUGAUGGAGGGUACCCUUACCACGCUCCUGAGGUGUACUUCGACUAUUUUCGCGAACACAAUGUGACAACGAUUGUCAGGUUGAACAUGAAGAUGUACGAAGCAUCUCGGUUCACGGACGCCGGAUUUGACCACGUUGAUCUAUUUUUCAUCGAUGGAAGUACGCCUUCUGACGCUAUAGUGGAGCGUUUCAUCAAGGUUGUCGAUGAGGCGCCUGGCGGAGUGGCCAUUCACUGCAAAGCUGGUCUUGGGCGGACCGGUACGCUGAUUGCUUGCUGGAUGAUGAAGGAGUACGGGCUGACGGCGGCCGAGUGCAUGGCUUGGCUCCGGAUCUGCCGGCCAGGCAGCGUCAUUGGCCCACAGCAACAAUUUCUGGUUCGUAAGCAAAAGUUUUGCUGGCGCAUGUCCAACAACAAUCUCAUCGUGCAAAUGGCUCCAAAGAAGAAGACGUCGCUCACCGAGAAGCCUGAUGGCCGCCUGAAGCAGUUGGCCUCGAAGGUGGACGAGAUUCGUCUGAACCAGAAUAAGCCACUAGUCGAAUCCCCCGUUCACCGCAGCUCGAGAUCCUGUAAAAUUUCUGGACAGGUCGUCGAUGAGACGGCUGUCGAUGAGGAAGGAAACACGCAGGGAGAUCGACUUUUGGCUAUGAAAGUGCGAAGCCAGCACGCUGCUCACCAGCCAGAUAUGGAGAGCAAGGCGACCAGCUCGCGUGUCACCUUCAACAACGACGUGAAGAAUUAUACACUUCCUGCUGAUCACUCGCCACCGCGCAGCCCUGUCCAGAACGGCAACCACACCUCGCUACGACGUGCCGCCCGGAGUGCUUCCGGAAUCUAUGGAAUUUGCUCGCCGCAAAACAUCCCCCAUACAACACAACAUAUAUCUUCAUCGCCUAGAUACUCAUCUCCAACCACUCCCAUCAAACCAAUUUCAUCGGUCUCUUCGACAGCUGGCCGCCACGCCCCGAGAAAUCUGUAUGCCUCAUCGCCGGUUCAUGCAGUACCAGUUCCGAUCACGAAGGUUACGGUGUUGUCCGCAUCAAAUAUCUUUGUCGGAAGUUCCCGGCCUUCGGCGGCACUGAGACGCGCUACAUCCUCGGGUAAUACUCGGCUGCGACCCUACCCGACUACAUCUACCGGGUUGAGACUAGACCUAUCGCCAUCGAGCCCUGGGAACAGUUACGAUUUGCGCUCGAGACAAGUUAGAGGCUACGUCUCCCCGAGUGCUGCUCUCCCUACCAAUGCUGAAGCAUUGCUGAGGGCGCGAGGGCUGAAGAAGAAAUACACUACCCACGGGAUCGCCGCUCUCGCGAAAUCUCUGCAAAACCGC